Molecule: messenger RNA, 4056 nt
Organism: Saccharomycodes ludwigii
Lineage: Eukaryota; Fungi; Ascomycota; Saccharomycetes; Saccharomycodales; Saccharomycodaceae
Gene: SSM4
Product: E3 ubiquitin-protein ligase SSM4
Exons: 1
Coding region: 1-4056 (1351 amino acids)
Cellular component (GO): endoplasmic reticulum membrane
Molecular function (GO): zinc ion binding
Source: RefSeq, a predicted model, not a curated record
AUGUCUUCUGAACAAUCUUCAGUGUCUCCCUCGGCAACAUCUCAUUCUGCUUCUCCUUCUAUUAAUCAUCCAGGACCAGAAAGGGAAUCUGAACAGCAUACUUGCCGUAUAUGUAGAGGGGAAGCCACUCCAGAAAAUCCAUUGUUUCAUCCAUGUAAAUGUAAAGGCUCUAUUAAAUAUAUUCACGAACCAUGUUUAAUGGAAUGGAUUUCUUUUAAAACUUCACGUAAUAUCAAUGACCCAACUGAUCAUUCUGAGGUCAAGUGCGACAUUUGCCACUAUCCAAUAAAAUUUAAAACUUUGUAUGAUACAAAUACUCCAGAGCAUAUCCCACUGAAUGUCAUCGUCAAAAAUUUUUUACUCGCCAUCUUUUCCAAAAUUAAAUUCGUCAUCACUUUUAUUUGGCCACUUUUAUUAUUUCUUAUUUAUGGAACUGUAUGGUAUUUUGUCGGAAAUUUAAUUAACUUUACCUUUGAUAAUAAGUUACCCUUUGAAGGCCAAAUUUUAAAGAGCUUUGUUUGUGGCUCAAACGUACACAAAUAUGUAGAUAAAAAUUAUUGCUCAAAAAAUAACACCACCGAUACCAUUCACAUUAAUGAAAUAUUUUCGAUUCUAAAUAACAGAAUAGUUACUAGCUAUUCGCUGGUCAUCUUUAUUGUUAUUAUUCACAUAGCUCUGUAUUUCCAGUAUGACUUAGUGGUUAGAGAAAAGAUUUUUAAAAAAAUGUUAGCGUUUAAAAUGGGUCCCGAAUUUAAUAGACUAGAUUUUUUUAAAAAAUUAUUAAAGCAUAACCACCCCAACUUGGAUGACAGAGUUGCUGACUAUCUAGCUAAAAUGGCAGUGGUUAGAGGUGAUUCUAAUCGCCAAAUUGACCAUCAUAUUAAUAACGGCCAAAAUCUUGACGAUUUCCGCGUUGUUUUGCCUCCCGAUAUUGAAAGAUUAGCAGAUGCUUUUGUACCCAAUGUUCCAGUAAAUUUACCUACAGAAGGGGUAAACGAAACUAAUGACGUCCAGUUAGAAGAUGCUCCCCAAAACCCUGGCCAAGUGGGAGCCGAAGAAAAUGAACCAUUCAAUGAUUUAUUAGUUAAUGGCGAUCAUAACUAUGAUGUAGGCGCUGCUGCAGAGUUCCAAGAUGAUGAUGAUGACGAUGAUGAUGAUGAUGAUGAUGAUGAUGAUGAUGAUGAUGAUGAUGAUGAUGAUGAUGAUGAUGACGAUGAUGAUGAUGCCGAUGAUGAUAUUGAUGAGGUUGGUGUCAUUGUUAAUGAAGUUAAUGAAAGGAGAAGAGUAUUUGUGGAACAAGCAGAUGCUGGUGACAACAUUUUUCAAAAUGGUAACAAUAGGCGUGGUAAUUUACGUGAUGACCCAGCUGCUGCUGCUGCCGCCGCUGAAAAUAGAUUCAACGACCCAAAUAUACUUAAUGAAAAUCAAGAUAACAUAAACCCUCAGAUAUUACAGGUUGUUUUAUCUUUAAACAUGGAUUUUGUUAGUUUUUUUAAGUACAUGAUUAUUGGUACUGUUUUGAUUUUUUUUUAUAGAUUAAUCUCAUAUGCUUUGCCAACAGCCUCUGGUUAUUUAUUGAUUAAGCUAUACACUGGUGUACUUUUCGGUAUUUCCAAAAUAAUUAUGGGACUCAUUAACGUAUCAAAGAUAAAAUCUCUUUUCACCAACUAUGUGUUAAGAUAUGACCAUUAUGUGACCCCCUUUAUUUCCAAGAAAAUCACUUUUGUCUCCCAGCUCAUUUCCAGAUACUAUUACCAGGGUUACUUGGCUAAUGAGAUGGGAUAUUCCUUGCCCUUACGUUUAUUACCAGUCUUUGUUACAUACGCAACUGUUAUUUUAUCCAUUUGUUUAACUUGUGAAUAUAUGGGUAAAGGCCAUGGUAGGAAAAACCCAAUUAAAGGUGCUACUGCAAGAUCAAUUUAUAAGAUUUUAUUUUCCAUCACUUAUACAGCCAAAGUGUUUUUUAUAUUUGUUACCGAACUAGCUGGUUUCCCAUUAGUUGCAGGUAUGAUGAUUGAUUGGUCCCUGAUAACACCUUUAUUAUUGCCCCAAAGCGAAUCAUUUUUUAUUUUAAAUCAUUUUUCCAUGAUUUUUGGUCUUCUACCAUCGGUAAUUUUAUAUUGGGGUGUUGGUACUUUGUAUAUGUACUGGUUCUCGAAGUAUAUCGGCAUGAUUAGAAAUUACAUUAUUAGGCCUGGUGUGUUAUUCUUUAUCAGAUCACCUGAUGACCCAAACAUCAGAAUUUUGCACGACAGUUUGAUUCACCCAUUGAAAAUCCAACUAUCUAGAUUAGUCUUGAGUAUGCAAAUUUAUGCAGUCUUUAUUUUGGCAGGUUUUGGUAUCCAUACCAGAUUGCUAUUUCCAUAUUUUUUGUCGCCGGCCAAAUUAAUUCCUUUCACUCCAGAACCAAACGUGGAAAAUGCAUAUUCCUUAUCCGUCUACCUAUUUUUAACCGGUGCCGGUUUGUAUUUGACUAAAGACAUUUUGAAUUCUUAUUCUUCUACUAUUAGUGUUUACGCUAGGUAUUAUUGGGAUUAUUGUUUUACUGUCUCUUGCUCAAAAUUGCGUUUGUCGUCCUUCAUCACCAACAAGGACUUUGUUCAAGAAAGAGGAUAUGUUCUAUACAGAAAUUGGUUUUAUGCAAUUUUUAUGAGUGACAAAGCCAAAUUGUCCAACCCUGUUUUGUACACUGAACCUCAGAGGAAAAAAGUCGCCUUGCAACUAUUUAAAGAAAAUAAACAUGUCCAUGCUUAUUUUAUUCCUGACGGAUUAUUGAUUCGUGUUCCAGAAAACGAUAUUGUUUCAAGAAAUUUUAUUCAAACUUUAUUUGUUCCCGUUACCAAGGAUGAUAAAUUACUAAAACCUCUAGAUAUGGAAAGAAUUAAGGAAGUAAAUAAAAGGAAUAAGGGUGAUUAUGAAAUUUUGGAUACUCAGACCACUGAAUAUGAUUCAUAUACUAUUGUCUAUUCUCCUCCUCAUUUCCGUAUACGUUAUUCCUUACUUAUUGUCAUGGUUUGGGUUUGUUCUAGCGUCCUGUUUAUCUCUUUAGCUCUCCUUUCACAUUAUGCAAGUAAACCUAUUACCAUGCCUUUUGUCUUUUUAUAUGACUAUACUAAUUCCAAAGAAUUCAAUAUUAGAAGCUAUUUCCAACCACCCUUGUCUAUCCCUCACAUUUGUAUAGGGUCAAUUAUAUUUGCCCACUCUUUGGCCAGGUACGAUAAAUAUAAGGAGGAGCAAAGACAAAUGCAAGAGAGAAUUGUGCAACAAGAGCAACAGCAGGAACAACAAGGGCAACAAGGACAACAAGAAAUCAAUGAUGGCGCAAACAUCGUUGCCAGAAGAAUUAUAGGCUUACAAGAAGCCCUACGUGCUCAGGUUAGAAGACUUUUGAACAACAAUAUCAUAGCUAUGAUGGUGAAAUCAUAUAUGCUUAUUUCUAUAACAUGGUUAUGGUUUGCUAGAAUAUCUUUGGUGGACCACGUUUUUUAUGAUUUCUACAAAAUUUAUUUCAAUCUAGCGUACAAACCACAAGACGAAGUUUUAACCGAAAGGCUAUUAAGAUCACUUUAUCCACUGCUAAUAAAUGAAGGUUCUAUUGAACCUACGAAAUGGGCUUAUAUUCCAAGUUUCUUUUUUGCGUUGGUGUUGAUUUAUCGCCAUGGUGAUGUUCAAGUUAUCUUUAAAAAAUCUUUUUUACCGCUAUUAUUAGACACAUUUAAAAUUAUGGCAACAAUGUGGACUGUAAACAGUAUACUAUAUAUUUUGAACUAUCUGACGCAUAAGGAAAGUUAUUUAGCACACAAUAUAUCUUUUACUUUUUUUAAUAUAAUUGUGCGUCAAGGAUUUGCUGUUCCUUCGAGUGAUAUAGUACUGAAAACAAAUAAUUUCACUGUUUUUGAGUAUUUAUUUUUCUAUUACCGUUUUAUUUUGGUCUUUGUUUAUUUUGGCUAUAAAUUUUUCAGAUACAUGAAGCAGGUUUCUGGUGCAAUAAAUGAUGUUGUUAAAGAUAGAGUUUAUGGUAGAGGUAGGACUUUGGAAAAUUUGAACGAAGAAUGA